This is a messenger RNA of Cooperia oncophora, 567 nucleotides long. The record is from the annotation of a GenBank genome assembly. NCBI's taxonomy places the organism in Eukaryota, Metazoa, Nematoda, Chromadorea, Rhabditida, Trichostrongylidae.
AUGGAUGCAGAGCAGGGAGAUCCUCUUCUUAUCACCUUCCAGCUUCGUCCAUGCACAUGCCAAGCGUUGGGACAGUUUGGUGAUCUUGAUCCCUGUUAUGAUCCUCAUGGUGACUUGGCAAUAAUCGAACUCGACAGAGAUAUACCAGCUGAAGAAGGAACACCAAUUUGUAUGCCGAAGAGGAACGAGACCUUGCAAAAGAAACUGACUGCAGUUGGUUAUGGACAAAUAAGGCCCAAUCCGAAUGGUACUGUAUUGAACUACCUACAGUCAGUAAGCGUGGAUUUUGCUAAUGUCACUGAAGCAAACAAAGUUUUCACAACAAUAACUAAAGGGAGAUCAAUUUGCAGAGUGAGUUCCAUGUCUUCCUCGAUUCCUUUUCAAAUGAAAAAGCAAAGCAUGGUAAGAUUCUUUACGCGAGAUGUUGGAAUCUGUGCUAUCAUAGCAUUUGUUAUGGAAUUCAAUAUAUUCACAGUCAUUACCCCACAACUAAGAGGACGUGUGAGGGAGCGUGCACCGAAAUGCAGCCAAGGCAGCGUUCUCCAACAAUUGCUGCAUCAGGAUUAG